Molecule: messenger RNA, 882 nt
Organism: Vairimorpha ceranae
Lineage: Eukaryota; Fungi; Microsporidia; Nosematidae
Exons: 1
Coding region: 1-882 (293 amino acids)
Source: RefSeq, a predicted model, not a curated record
AUGGAUAAAGAAUAUUUUCUGCAUAAAAUGGUAUUAUCUCCUCCAUUUUUAUUUCGUAGAUUAAAAGGAAAUUUAAAAUAUGAGGGUCGAAGGAAUAUUCCGUGUCUACCGAUAUGCUGUAAUCUUAAAUUGCAUAAAUUAGAAUGUACAAAUAAACAGUAUAAACACUGUAAAAUAUUAGGAUAUAAUUUUAAUGGAAUGACAAAGACAUCUACUUUUCAUACUAAAAAGCAGGAUUUAAAUAAUCCUAAAUUUACUCUUACAUGUUUUUCUUGUUAUGAAUCUACUGUCUUAUAUUUUUAUUUAUACAACAGUAAUUCAUUUAAGAUUUUUAAACUUGUAGUUAAUUUAUGUAACUUACCCAGAGAGAAUAUUAUUGAGAUAGAAAAUGAUAAAGAUAUUUUAUUUAUAAUGUAUACAAUAACUGAUAGGUGUAAAUUACAUUAUAAUGUUAGUUGUGACAAAAUAAUUGAUUUUAGUCAUAUAAAAAGACAAUACAUUGAAAGUAAAUUUCAAGAUGAUUAUAUAAAUUAUAAUUUUACAUUUUAUUCACAAAAUUAUAAAAGACAUAGAAAUAAUUUAGAAUCUAAAUUGAAUAAUAGCAAAUUUAUUAAAGCAAAUAGCUGUACAUCUAUUAUAAACAUACAUGAUAACUAUUUAAGCUAUCAUUUUUGUAAAAAUAUAAAUAGUUGUUAUAGAGACACAAUGAUAAAAUGGAAUCAUUUAAGAUUUACAAGUAAUUUAUGUACUGUUGAUUUAAUUAUUAAAUUUACUAAUGAAUUUAUUGAACAAAAAGAUAAAUUAGAAUUUAUUUAUUUAUUUUUGUAUAAAAGAAUAAUUAAAAAAAAGGAUUUUAUAUUUAUUAUACAACAAUGUGUAUAG